AUUGUUUCCAGACAGCGCGGAUGCUGCCUGCUAAGGGAGCAGCAGUGGGCGUGUUCUCAAUGGCGCACUAAUACAUUAGUCCUAGGAAUUGUAUCCUACUGUACCCGUUGUGCGCAUGCAGCAUGUUCUGAAUGAAUUAAAAAUAAUAUACUGUAUUUAUAUAAUAUACUGUAUUUCUGAUAACCGGACACGCCACGUGGUUCUGCCCAGUACAGUGCAGUGUCUGUAGUGUAGUGCGGCGCGCGGCGGAAGUGGAGCGCAGUGAAUCAGUGCCCUCGCUAGUGUGCUGCUGUAGUACAGGCGGCGCUUUGUUCCACUCACGCGCACUCGCCGUUAGAAGCGCGACGCGUCACGCCAGUCUAACGGAAAACAGCGGCUCUGCGCUGGGGAUGAAGGGAUCGGUCUCCGGCGGAGAAUAAGCGGAGGAUUCCUCAGAGCGAGCCGGCUCCCGCGGCUGGACUCGGGUCAGAAGCCAGGAUUGUCCCGCGGCUGGAUGCGGAGGAAUAGAAUGAGCGCGGCUUCGUAAACACUCGGUUCUCCAAACACUCCCGCUUUAUUCCCGCGCCAUGGACAAGAUGGAGCAGGAGGUGUUCACGCCUUUGUUGGAGGAUUUUCUGCUGUCUCCGCUGGUGUGCUGGGUGAAGACGGUGUCUCCGCUGCGCUCCGAUGGCUCUCCUCUGUCGGAGUUCGUGACGCUGCUGGACGGGGUUUAUCUGAACGACAUCAUGACUGAGAUAAACCCAAAGAGCAGCGUCCAGAGAGCCCACAGGAAGGUCAACAGCGACCCGACGCUGCGCGUCCAGAACCUGUCCAUCCUCGUGCAGCAGAUCAAGUGCUGCUAUCAGGAGACGCUGCAGCAGCUGGUGGUGAUGUCACUUCCUGACGUGCUGGUGCUGGGCCGGACCCCUCUGAGCGAGCAAGGACUGGAGGAGAUGAGGAAGAUCCUGCUGCUGCUGCUGGGCUGUGCUGUACAGUGUAACAGGAAGGAGGAAUACAUCGACCGGAUCCAGAUGCUGGACUUUGACACGCAGGCAGCCAUCGCCGCUCACAUUCAGGAGGUGACCCAUAACCAGGAGAAUGUGUUUGACCUUCAGUGUGUGGAGGAGAGCGAGUCUGUCCUGCACGAUAAAGACACCGUCUUCAGACAGCUGACCUUUAACCUCAAGCGCCUGGUCGACGAGAGAGACCAACACGCUGAGAUGAUCGUGUCUCUGACUCUGGAGCGGGACAGUGGGCACGGCUCUCUCCACGCCUCCCCGUCUCCCGGCGAGUCGCCCAGCAUGAGACGCACGGAGAGCGUGCAGCAUCUGUCCGUGGAGCUGGCCGACGCCAAAGCCAGGAUCAGACGCCUGCGGCAGGAGCUAGAGGAGAAGACCGAGCAGCUGCUGGACUGCAGACAGGAGCUGGAGCACAUGGAGUCAGAGGUCAAGAGACUGCAGCAGGAAAACCUGCAGUUGCUGUGUGACGCGCGGUCGCUGCGGGCGUAUCGUGACGAGCUGGACGCGCUCCGAGAGAAGGCCGUCAGAGUGGACAAACUGGAGAGUGAAGUGAUGCGCUACAAAGAGAAACUCCAUGACAUUGAGUUCUACAGGACCAGAGUGGAGGAACUGAAGGAGGACCAUCAGGUUCUCCUGGAGACCAAGAGCAUGCUGGAGGAUCAGCUGGAGUCGUUCAGAGCUCGAUCUGAUAAGCAUCAUGAACUGGAGAAGGAAAAUCUGCAGCUUAAAAACAGGAUCCAUGACAUGGAGAUGGAGCGAGACAUGGACAGGAAGCGCAUGGAUGAGCUGCUGGAGGAGAACCUGAUGCUAGCGGUGGCCCAGAAACAGAGCAUGGACGAGUCUCUGCAUCUGGGAUGGGAACUAGAGCAGCUCUCCAAAACCACACCCGAGCUCACUGAAGUGCCGCAGAAGUCUCUGGGUCACGAGGUGAACGACCUGACGUCCAGUCAGCUGCUGAAGCUGGAGAAGGAGAAUCAGAUGCUGCUGAAGAGCGUGGAGGAGCUGAAGGCGUCCAGUGAGAGCGGCCUGCGCCUCCGACUGGAGAAAGACAACCAGAAACUCAGCCAGCAGCUGGAGCAGCUGCAGGCGGAGCUGACCGCAGACAGAGAGGGUCUGCGCAGUGCUGAGAGUCUGAGCGCAGACCUGCUGAAGGAGAAGGCGCAGCUGGAGAAAACACUGGAGAUGCUCCAGCAGAACUCGGACAGACAGGUCAAGGGUCUGGAACAGGAGAACCAAUAUCUAAACCAGACCAUCACCUCUCUCCGGCAGCGCUCUCAGGUCAGCGCUGAAGCCCGCGUCAAAGACAUCGAGAAAGAAAACCGCGUGCUGCACGAGUCCAUCAAAGAGACCAGCAGCAAGCUCAACAAGACGGAGUUUGAGCGCAAACAACUUCGCAAAGACCUGGAGCACUACAAAGAGAAAGGAGAAAGAGCCGAGGAGCUGGAGAUGGAGGUCCAUCGGCUGGAGCGAGAGAAGGAGAGUCUGCAGAAGCGACUCGCUGCUCUCGCCAUCACCUGCGGGAAGGUGGAGGUGUUGGAGAAGGAGAAUGCUGAGCUGGAAGCGGAGAGCAGGAAACUUAAGAAAGCGGCGGAUGGACUGAGGAACGUUUCCUAUCAGCUGGAGGUCCUGGAGAAGGAAAAUGCUCAGCUGGACGAAGAAAACCUGGAGCUCCGGCGCAUGGUGGAGUCUUUACGAUCCGCCGGAGCGAAGGCGGCCCAGCUGGAGCUGGAGAACAAAGAGCUGGAGAGCGAGAGAACUCAACUCAAAAAAAGCCAUGAGCUGCUGAAGGCUUCGUCCAAAAAAAACGAGCGUCUGGAAGUUAGUUACCAAAGCCUCGACGCAGAGAAGCAGCGGCUCCAGAAAGCCCUGGAGAACGGCAGCCGCAAGAUUCAGCAGCUGGAGGGAGAGCUGCAGGACACGGAGCUGGAGAACCAGAGCCUGCAGCAGAGCCUGGAGGAGCUGAAGAUCUCCAGCAAAGGUCUGGAGCAGCUGGCGCAGGAGAACGCGGUCCUGGAGCAGGAGAACACUCAGCUGGAGAAGGACAAGAAACAGCUGGAGAAGGAGAACAAACGGCUGCGACAGCAGGCUGAAAUCAAAGACUCCAAGCUCGAUGAAGACAACCUGCGCAUCUCUCAUCUCGAGAAGGAGAACCGCACGCUGGGCAAGGAGGUCACCGCUCUCAAAGACAUGUGUGGUCGCGUGAAAGACUUGGAAAAGAACAAUAAAGAACUGGUCAAACAAGCAACCAUAGACAAGAAGACCCUGGUCACUCUGAGAGAGGAGCUUGUCAAUGAAAAAUUAAAGACCCAGCAGAUUAAUAAUGACCUGGAGAAGCUGACCCAUGAGCUUGAGAAGAUCGGACUCAAUAAAGAGGGGCUUCUGGGUGAUGAAGAGAGCUCUGAUGACAGGUUUAAGCUUCUAGAGUGUAAACUGGAGUCCACUCUGAAGUCCUCUCUGGAGAUCAAAGCGGAGAAGAUCGCUGCUCUAGAAGCCCGACUGCAGGAGUCCUCCAACCUCAACCAGCAGCUACGACAGGAGCUCAAAACGGUGAAGAAGAACUACGAGGCUCUGCGCCAGCGUCAGGAGGAGGAGUGUUCGGCUCAGAGCUCGCCUGCUCGAGGACGGGAGGACGCACACAGCGUCAGCAAAUGGGAGAAGGAGAGUCAGGAGGCCACGCGAGAGCUUCUGAAGGUCAAAGACCGACUCAUAGAGGUGGAGAGAAACAACGCCACUCUCCAAGCAGAGAAACAGGCUCUCCGGACGCAGUUGAAGCAGCUGGAGUCCCAGAGCAGUAAUCUACAGGCGCAGAUAUUAGCUCUUCAGAGACAGACCGCGUCGCUACAGGAGAACAACACCACGCUACAAACACAGAACGCCAAACUACAGGUGGAGAACUCGACGCUGAACUCUCAGAGCGCCGCUCUCAUGUCCCAGAAUGCUCAGCUGCAGACGCAGCAGUCCGGCACGGAGAGCGAGAGGGACGUGGCCAUACGAGAGAAGGAGGAACUGCGCACGGUCUACGAUCUGCUGCUGCACGAUCACGAGAAGCUGUCUGCGCUGCACGAGAGGCAGGCGGCGGAGUACGAGGAUCUGAUCGGCAAACACGGAGAGCUGAAGAGCGGCCACAAGAGCCUGGAGCUGCAGCACCGCGGCCUGGAGAACAGGUACAAUCAGCUGCUGAAGCAGAAGACCGAGCUGGAGCAGCUGGAGAAAGAGCUCAAAGCUGAGCGAGAGAAGAUGAUCUCCGACAGCAAGAGCCAUCAGGACACGGCCGCACAGUACCAGAAGCUCAGCGAGGAGCACCACACGCUGAGCUCCACGUACCAGCAGCUCCUGAAGGACAACGAGCUUCUGCAGACGGAUCAUAAGACCCUCAAGAGUCAGCUGAACACGGCCCGUCUGGAGCAGACGCGUCUGGAGGCCGAGUUCUCCAAACUCAAGGAGCAGUACCAGCAGCUGGACAUAACCUCCACCAAACUGACCAACCAGUGCGAGUUGUUAAGUCAGCUGAAGGGGAACCUAGAGGAAGAGAACCGGCAUUUGCUAGAUCAGAUCCAGACCCUCAUGCUGCAAAACCGGACCCUGCUGGAGCAGACCAUGGAGAGCAAAGACCUGUUCCACGUCGAGCAGAGACAAUACAUUGAUAAACUCAAUGAACUGAGGAGACAGAAAGAGAAACUUGAGGAGAAAAUUAUGGAUCAGUAUAAAUUUUAUGACCCGUCACCUCCACGAAGGAGGGGCAACUGGAUCACGCUGAAGAUGAGGAAGCUCAUCAAGCCAAAGAGUCGAGAGCGCAUGCGCUCUCUCACGCAGACCCCGCCCCGCUCCGAGUCCAGUGAAGGGUUCCUGACGCUGCCGCACCCGGACAGUCAGGACAGCUCGUCCGUCGGCUCUGGAUCCAACUCGCUGGAGGACACGCUCACCCACCGCAGCAGCACGCUGAAAAAGCUUCCGUUCAUGAGGAACCGAUCCAAGGAGAAAGACCGAGUGAAGGCCGUCUACCGCCGCUCUAUGUCCAUGAACGACCUGCUGCAGACGAUGGCUGUGUCCGAGGGUCAGUGGUCCAGCAGCACGGAUCAUCUAGAAGCUCCAGACGAGGCCAUCGGCGCUCAGCAUGGGAAGGAGUUUGGAUCCAUGGACUACGCCGGGCUGAGCCUGACCCGCGGCCGCAGCGCUCGCCUCCGCUCCGAUACAGGUGCAGCCGUGUCCAGCGAAGACGUCAUGCAGCUGUCGUCGGAGGAGCGAGCUCAGGGUGUGAUGAACGGCAGCGCGAGUCGGCCUCAUAGCGAGAGCAGUGACGUCAGUGUGAGUCUGGACAGUCCCGCGAGGCAGACCUCGGCGCAGCACAGCGCUCUGGAUGGCAAACGCAGGGCCAAAUCUGCAGGGAGCGAGAUGGUUUCCCUGCAGCAGUUCCUGGAGGAGAGCACAGAGCCAGCAGAGGCCGCUCUCUCAGCGCAGUCGUCUGGUGUGACCGGAGCCGCGCCGCAGGCGUCCAGAGAGCGUGUGAAGAGCCGAGGCAUCCUGCGCUCGGCCAGCGGCAAGGCCUCUGCGGCGGACUCCAGCGGCGCUCGAGCCGGUCAGCCGGGCCGCCCCAGCCUGCGCAAGGCCGAGAGCACGCGCUCCAAGGGCUCUGCGCCGCCCCGAGCCGGCCUGUCAGCGCAGAGCAAAGCCUCGUCAGCGUCGCUGUCGGAGCGGCUGGACUCGGCCGCCGGCCUGCCCCGCGCCAGCAGCGUCAUCUCCACCGCCGAGGGCUCCGUCCGCCGCACCAGUAUCCACGAGCUGCUCUCCAAGGACAGCCGGCAGCCCGUGCUGGUGGACCCCGCGCCCGUCCGCUCCCAGAGUGAGUACAGUGACCCAGCCCUGCCCAAGUCCGCUAGCAUGCCCUGCCGCGUAGAGGAGCCCGAGCCGUCCAGCCUGCAGGCCUUUCUAGGUCCCUCCUUCACCGUAGACUCCAUCUUUCUGGACUCCAUCUUUAGCGAGCCAGCGGUGACGGGCGGCGCUAGAAACCAGGCCAUCCUGUCACUCAACACGUCUCUCGUUAGUAGCAUUAGCGGCCCUCCCCAUAAUGCCAAGCGCUCAGACGAGCAGCCCGCCGAGCCCGAGCCCGAGCCCGAGGCCGAGGCCGGCUUCCCCUCGGAGGACGGCCAGUCGCUGUGGUACGAGUACGGCUGCGUGUGACCCCUGACCCCUGCCUGCAUGAGUCUGCUCUGUGUUAUGUCUUUGUAGCGACACUCAUGUUAUUCUUCUGUUGGACUGAACCUCCAUCACUGUUAUAUUAACUGAUGCUGUCUGUUGUGUGUGUAACCGCUGAUCCACUUUCAUAUUUAUGAAAAUGAGGCUUGUAGAACAAGUCCCAUGAUGCUCCUCUGAUUGUUUUAUUUAAAUGACACGGUGUGGCUGUGUUCCCGAUGGUGUUUGUGUGCAUGGCUUUACCCUCCACGCUCCAUUCUGGUGUGGGUUGUGUUGGCGUGUGGUGUGAGCCGUAGCGUCACGCGUGGGGCCGGACCUCCAGGGAGACUGUACGAACACACCGUUCUCUGCAGGUCAAACUGCUGAUUCAGCGCCGAUCGUGUUCGAUGCAUGCUGUGUAUCCACGUAACGUCCUUCAGGACAUUGAUUCUUCUGUAAUGUGCCGUUGAAGUGUGGCUUGCUUUCGUUCUGCAGAUGUGGAAGUGUUACAGGAAAACAGGAAGUCUAAGAGCAGAGGUGGAGCUCAGAGUUUGUCCUGAAUUCACACGGUGAGUGUCACGAUCCUCCUCAGCAAACUCUUGAACCCUCGAGAACUCCUCUUUGUCCGCCUCCAGCCCAGAGUACAGGGAGCUGAUGCGUUCCUCACUGAUCAGAAUCACAGUAAUCCAUACCCAGCAUUAAAGGGGUCAUGACAUGGAUUUUUUUAUUAUUUUAAUGUUCCUUGAGGUUUACUUACAACAUUAAUAGUUUUUUGCACAAAUGAUUAUUUUCAACCCUCAUUCUGACCCUCUCUCUAAAACAGCCUGUUCUAGGGGGCGGGUCCUUUUAGGCUCAUCAGUAAUCAGCCGCUGUUAUGAUUGGCUAACAUCACUGCAUAGGAAACAGUAUCAACGCCCCCUCGCUAUUAUGAGUGUUUUGACAACAUGAUCAAAAUAAAGAGGUCAUUUCCAGACAAAGCAUUAUGAAAUCAUCUGCAAUCUAGUUCCGCUUCUUCGUUCAACAAAUGUUUCUUUGUGACUCUCCAGGACACUGCGCCUCGUUCACAAAACAAAACGCUCAGAUCAAUCUUCAGAAACGAUCCAGGAUGCAUUAAAAAUAAACUAUCCACUUGAUCCUUACACUGGGUUCCUUCUGAUAUCUGUACAAAGACGUGAACGAGCUGCUUAAAGCAAACGUUCCCUCACUGCAUCUGUCCUGAUGACAGACUCGAGCGCUGGACUGUCAGAAAGAGAACUGUAUCCAGUGUUAAGAUAGAGGCAGUGAUUGUCAUUUCUAUUAACUUUUGACGCAUUCAGUGUGAUCAAGAGUCAGCCGUUAGCGAGGGAACGCCGGUGGGCGGGGCCUAUGUCGACGUGUCACUCAGGAGGUGGAGUUUAUGCAAACGACUCGUGCUAGAUGACAUCACUUGCCCCUCGGAUCCAAAACUAGCCGUUUUCUGAAGGUUAUUACAUAAAUGAUAUUUACUGAUGAUGAGGACAUUUUAAGCUAUGAAACUUGCAGGAUGAAUUAAGCGUACAAAGACCCCUUCUGUGUCAAAAGAUCGAGGCAAAUUUGAUUUCUCAUGUCAUGACUCCAUUAAACAGCAUCAUCAGAAAUAUUUUCACAUCGAAUCUCCAAAUGAAAGGCAGGGCAGGUGAUUUGGUUCAGAAGCAUGUUUUGUUACGCUGGUUGAAAGUCUCUUCACAUCCCGAUAGCAAUCACUAAGUGCUCUAAAUGUAUUUAUCUGUAUUUAUAUUGUCUGUGGAAGGCCUAGGACCAUAAAAUGUUAAAACAAUAUUCACAUAAUCCCAUUACAUUGUUUGUCAUAUUUAGAGGUUUUUUUAUAUACAGUAGUUUGUUUGGUGUUUCUGUCUCAGUUAAUAUCUUCUCUCUCUGUUUGAAUGAGAGUGAUCUGUUCAUUUUUCCUCACUUUAUUUUGCGCAUUCAUGUUCACGAUUAAUAUGUAAUAAAAUUUCUAGUUAAAACAUUUGAUAUCAAUAUUGUUUUUAUGAGAAUCAGUCUGCUAUCGCAAGUAUUCAUAGUUGUUUUGGUUCUCACCUGACUGCAUUACUGAUACUGCUUUUCCGCCGGGGCCGGGGCCGGAGCCGGAGCCAGAGCCGGAGCCCUACUAUUAACCAGGCUGUGCUUUUCCACUCUAAAAAAUCCUGUAAAACCAGGGAACCUAGAUGCCAGUAAGCGGCACUUCCACUACAGACCACAGUUUGAAAGGCCGUCUGAGUUCAGGUAAAUUAACAACAUUAACAACAACAAUUAAAUGUCCGCAGAAGAGACGAAAGAUAAGCGAUUGCGGCCACAGGUUGGUGACUGUGUUCUCUGCCGGUGGAAACACGAGUGCCACUCUGGGCCGAGCACCGGCUCCAGCUCCAGCUCCAGCUCCAGCUCCCGAUGGAAAAGCAUCAUGACAGGACCAAUCAAAUACCGAUCUGUCACCGCGCUCUCCAUCGCGCAGCUGAACAACCGUGAUCGUGUACUGUAACAGGAAACAUUAGCUGAACCAAUUUAUGAAGUGGAAAAAAAAGCAACUAAUUGCAUUAAAUAUUUUUGUUAUUUAGGUUCAUUUAUGACAUUAGGCAAAAAUAUUAAACCCAGAAAUUAAUGUUUGUUUUUUUUCCCCUCAGCCACAUAAAAACAUUUUUUUGUUAUUUUAAUAUUUUUAUUCAUCAAGGCUGCAUUAAAUUAAUCGAAAACUGCAUUAAAGACAUUUAUAAUGUUACGGUAGAGUUCUGUUUCAAAUAAAUGCUGUUCUUUUGAACUUUCUAUUCAUCUGUAAAUCCAGAACAAUCUAAUUUAUCACAGUUUCCACAAAAAUAUUGUGCAGCACGACUGUUUUCAACAUUAAUAAUAAUCAGAAAUGUUUGUUGAGCAGCAAAUCAGCAUAUUAGAAUGAUUUCUGAAGAUCAUGUGACGCUGAAGACUGCAGUAAUGAUGCUGAAAAUACAGCUGCGCAUCACAGAAAUAUAUUAUAGUUUAACACAAAUUCACACAGAAAACAGCUGUUUUAAAUUGUAAUAAUACUACUGUUUUUACUUGUUUUCAAUCAAAUAAAUGCAGCCUUGUGAGCAGUAGAGACUUCUCAAGCAAAAACAUUUUAAAAAUCUUACGCCAGCUGUUUGAAUGCGUUCUAUGGAAAUGAAAUUGAAAUGUAUUUUUGUAUGAAUCUGUCCAGAGACCAAAUGAACCAAACAAAACAAUUCAGAAGUUAUUUUCUUUACAUCACAUUAAAUA
Messenger RNA from Onychostoma macrolepis, 9413 nucleotides. It is a transcript of the gene ccdc88ab, whose product is annotated as coiled-coil domain containing 88Ab. Gene Ontology annotation, biological process: cytoskeleton-dependent intracellular transport; cytoplasmic microtubule organization. The transcript is spliced from 30 exons. Gene Ontology annotation, molecular function: dynein light intermediate chain binding; microtubule binding. The record is from RefSeq and is a predicted model, not a curated record. Gene Ontology annotation, cellular component: cytoplasm; centrosome. Lineage: Eukaryota; Metazoa; Chordata; Actinopteri; Cypriniformes; Cyprinidae. The coding region runs from base 567 to 6176 and encodes 1869 amino acids.